This is a messenger RNA of Anneissia japonica, 2088 nucleotides long. RefSeq names its product D-threo-3-hydroxyaspartate dehydratase-like. Gene Ontology annotation, biological process: D-serine catabolic process. Gene Ontology annotation, molecular function: D-serine ammonia-lyase activity. Bases 122 to 1249 code for a protein of 375 amino acids. The transcript has 8 exons. Lineage: Eukaryota; Metazoa; Echinodermata; Crinoidea; Comatulida; Comatulidae. The record is from RefSeq and is a predicted model, not a curated record.
UAUUGCUAGAGGGCGCCCUCUUUUAUUUCGCCAAUCAUCAUCGUGGUAAGCCGGCUGUGUGGUCCACAGCAAAGAACACGCCGCGCGAGAACUGAGGAUCGGAAGAGGUGAUAGGAAUUUGAUGGAAGGCAUGGCUGAGUUUUCCUGCUUACAAUCACCUUCAUUUGUGGUUGACAUAAAUAAAGUGAAACAGAAUGCUCAACAAAUGUUGGAAAGAUGCCAAGAACUUGGUGUUAACCUCCGACCUCAUACAAAAACCCAUAAAACACUACAAGCAGCUGAGAUCUCGACUGGCAAACGAAAGCAAGGGCUUGUUGUAUCGACGAUUGCAGAAGCUAAAUACUUCAUCAAUGGUGGUUUUACUGACAUCAUAUUUGCCCAGCCACCAAGCCUGACAAAAGUACAGGUGUGUGCUGCCCUCGUCGAAAGUGUCUCAGAGUUCCAUAUGCUUAUUGAUAACGUGCAGCAUUUGUAUAUGCUUGAAGAUACAAAGUUAUUGAAUGGGAAGCAUUGGUCAGUUUUUCUUGAUUUGGAUUGUGGAUAUGGUAGGACUGGAGCAAAAUGGGAUGUGGUUGGAACGUUAGAAUUAGCUCGUUUGAUCCACCAGUCAGAAUCGGUAGAUUUUUCUGGAGUUUACGUUCAUGAAGGCAAUUCAUACUGCCAAGGGUCUGCUAAUGAGGUCACAAAUAUCUCUGAAUUGACAACCUCAAGAUUACUCGAGUUUACAGACAAGCUUGAAUGUGAAGGCAUUCCAUGCCCUGUAAAAACAAUGGGAUCAACACCAUCAUGUAGCCUGCCAGCUCAAAUAAUGAGUAAAAUAACAGAAUUUCACCCUGGAAACUAUGUAUUUUAUGAUUUGAUGCAAUAUUAUAUUGGCUCGUGUACACUUGAUGAUAUUGCCUGCAGUGUGAUAGCAAGAGUUAUUGGUCACUACCCUGAAAGAGGCCAUAUGAUAAUGGAUUGUGGAUGGACUGCACUGGACAAUCAAAGUGAAAUGUCAAAGUGUGUUACUGGACAUGGUUAUAUUGUUGGUGAGCCAAACUUAAGAAUUGACUCCAUGACCCAAGAGCUUGGGAAGAUUUCUGCCAUAGCUGGUAAACUUGAUUAUGAAAAGUACCCAAUAGGAACUGUACUUCAGAUUUACCCAUGGCAUGCCUGUGCUACAGCAUCUCUGCAUAAUGUCUACCACAUUGCAUCGGAUGGUGUCAUCAUUGACAAAUGGAAACCAGUCAGAGGGUGGGUGGAGUAGACUUCUCCACAGCACAACAAUCUAACCAUGAUCUAACAAAGCCAUUGAUUGUAGUAUUGAAUAUUGUUGGAUGGUCCAAUAUUUUAUUUUAUUUUUUAUUGAAAUAGACAAGCCCAGAAUUUUAAUAGCGAACAUCGCUGUCUUGUAUGAAACGUGGACUUUUUUUUCAUUACUAAAAAUUAUUUAACUGUCUAUGACUUAUGAAAACAUUGAUAUUUUCUUUUUACAGUACUUUAGAAUGUAGGUUAUAGUUUAAGUUUGUAUGUUAUUGUUUCAUUGUUUUAAAGUACUAUAUACAUUUUUUCAUUAUUAUAAUUUAAAUAUACUUAAUUGUGUCCUCUCUAUUUUUGAACAAGCCACUUAGGGUUUCAUGAGGGUUCCUUUUUGGCACUGUUCUCAAUUUUGUUAAUUUUAUAUUGAUGGCUAUUUUGACAAAUAAAGAAUUUUUGUAUCUGUAUUUACUUGCUGUUGCAGUAGAUCAGAAAGACAUUUUUUUUCGAAUACUAUAAUAAGAAAAGUAAUUAAUAUGGUGUCAGUAUCACCUGAAUGAGUUCAACAUGUACAGUUGUAGGCUGAAAAUGAUGAAUAAUUAUUACUAAAUGCAGGGAAUUGAAGUUUAAUCAGUCUCAGAUCUUGUUCAAAGGUACAUUCAUACUGAAUUGAAUUAUAGCUUUAACAUUCUAUCAUCAAUUACAAAAUAGAUUUUUAUGGAGAUAUAUAAAUAUUUUAAAGUAGAGAAUUAUUUUUUAAAUCAAAGUUUGUUACAUAAUUCAUUGAUAAAAUUCUGUGUUCAUUGAUACAAUUUGAAUAAAAUGAUUUCCUGCAAUUGCAAAACCAAA